Priceomyces carsonii is the source of this 846-nucleotide messenger RNA. Its product is annotated as transcription factor TFIIE subunit. The record is from RefSeq and is a predicted model, not a curated record. Gene Ontology annotation, molecular function: TFIIH-class transcription factor complex binding. Lineage: Eukaryota; Fungi; Ascomycota; Pichiomycetes; Serinales; Debaryomycetaceae. Gene Ontology annotation, biological process: transcription initiation at RNA polymerase II promoter. The transcript has a single exon. Gene Ontology annotation, cellular component: transcription factor TFIIE complex. Bases 1 to 846 code for a protein of 281 amino acids.
AUGUCUGACUUGUCUGCUCAGCUCUCUGCUUUCAAAAGCAAGAUCAGAAGUGGACCUUCUGUCUCAGUAAGAAGGACGGUUCCCCAAAAAUCUGAAGCAGCAGAAAAGAACGAUCAGGUAAGGGGUUACAGUGAUAAUAAAGUCAAAACCAGCCAAAAAAGAGACGCCCAUGAAUUAAGCCUAGAAUCAAAAAGACAAAAGGUUUCUAAUGAUUUUUCAGGUUCUAUGUUACCAACUCAAUUGCAUACAGCUGUUGAAUAUAUUAAACAACACGACUAUCCCAUAGCCGUUUCAAAACUUCAAAACUAUUUAUCACUUGAUGUUGCUCCUACAUUAUUACCUUUGUUAAAAGAAAUCGAUCGAAUUAAAUACAACAGGGACGAUGACACACUUGAAUACGUUUCUUUUCAUAAUAUAAGGUCUUCCGAUGAUCUACUAAACUUUUUGAGAUACCAACCGACUUUUAAGGGAAUGUCUGUAAAAGAGCUCAGCGACGGCUGGUCUGGAUGCGUAGAUGCUAUAAAUGAAUUAGAAGAACAAAAUAAGAUAUUAGUGUUACGAAACAAGAAAGAAAAUACCCCUAGACUAGUAUGGGCAAAUUUAGGUGGUGAAUUGGACUUAAUAGACGAUGAAUUCAAGAAAAUGUGGAGCGAAGUUAAACUCCCUGAACCAGAUAACUUGUAUCUGGCCCUUAUUGAUCAAGGGUUGAAGCCUUCAGGUGCUGACCCUUCUUUAAUUAGGAAAAAGCCACAACAACAAGAAAAAAAGCAAAAGAAGGCAAGGAGAGGAAAAAUCACAAAUACCCAUAUGAAAGGGAUCUUGAAAGACUAUUCACAACUAGUUUAA